Plodia interpunctella (Indianmeal moth) is the source of this 2747-nucleotide messenger RNA. RefSeq names its product Phosphatidylinositol 4-kinase II alpha (gene Pi4KIIalpha). Bases 128 to 1477 code for a protein of 449 amino acids. Gene Ontology annotation, cellular component: endosome; lysosomal membrane; trans-Golgi network. Gene Ontology annotation, biological process: Golgi organization; phosphatidylinositol phosphate biosynthetic process; endosome organization. NCBI's taxonomy places the organism in Eukaryota, Metazoa, Arthropoda, Insecta, Lepidoptera, Pyralidae. The transcript is spliced from 12 exons. The record is from RefSeq and is a predicted model, not a curated record. Gene Ontology annotation, molecular function: 1-phosphatidylinositol 4-kinase activity.
UCGUCGCUCUAUAAUCUUUGCACGUUUGCUGAAUGAAGUCAAAGUGUUUGUGUAAAUGAUUGUGAAACAAAGACUUUUAUACUAAAAUAAAUGAGGCUCGGCAGAGUUUCGCUGUUUAACAUUACUCAUGAGUACGGAAGAGACUCUCUUGAAUCUCGAUUUCGACAAAACAAAUACAGCAAGCGCGCCGACCGAUGACGGCGUGGUAUCUUUGUCCAGUAGUUCAGAAGAGAUUUGUUUAGUGCCCGACGUAGGUUUCGAGGGCAGCGUGGAUUCUCCAGGAGUGAAUCGGGAGUCGCAGCCGCUUCUAGGCGGCCGCGGUGACUUCGAUGUAUCCUUUAAUCACUUCCCAGAUGACCCUCAGUUCAGCGAGCUGGUGUGGCAGGCGGAGGUGGCCAUCGACAAUGGAAUCUUCCCAGAGAGGAUAUACCAAGGAUCCAGUGGGUCCUACUUUGUCAAGAACCCUGGAGGGAAAAUAACAGGCGUAUUCAAACCGAAAGACGAGGAGCCGUACGGCAGACUGAAUCCAAAAUGGACGAAAUGGAUGCACAAGCUCUGUUGCCCGUGCUGCUUCGGCCGCUCCUGUCUCAUCCCCAACCAGGGGUACCUGUCAGAGGCAGGCGCCAGUCUCGUGGAUUCCAAGAUUGGCCUUAAAAUUGUGCCAAAGACUAGGGUGGUGAAGUUAGUAUCGGAAACGUUCAACUACCUCCGGAUAGAUCGCGAGAGGUCGCGGCUGAAGCGAGCCAUCACCGAACAGUUUCCCAACCUCAGGUUCAACAGGAUGGGUCUGCCGCCGAAGGUGGGGUCGUUCCAGCUGUUCGUGGAAGGGUACAAGGACGCCGACUACUGGCUGCGGAGGUUCGAGCAGGACCCGCCGCCGCCGCACGUCAUGAGGAAGUUCCAGCUUCAGUUCGAGCGGCUAGUGAUACUAGACUAUAUAAUCCGCAACACGGACCGCGGCAACGACAACUGGCUCAUAAAGUACGAGGGACCCUCAGCGGGACAGGACAUUAGCAUGAACGACCCUUCGGAUUGGACGGGUGCGGAAGUGCGAAUCGCGGCGAUCGACAACGGACUGGCUUUCCCCUUCAAACACCCGGACUCGUGGCGGGCCUACCCCUACCACUGGGCCUGGCUGCCCCACGCCAAGUUACCCUUCAGCCACGAGACCAAGGAGCUCGUUCUUCCGCUACUAUCUGAUAUGAACUUCGUCCAAGAACUUUGUGAUGAAUUACACAUAUUAUUUAAGCAAGACAAAGGCUUCGACAAGGGUUUGUUCGAGCGUCAGAUGUCGGUGAUGCGCGGGCAGCUGCUGAACCUCACGCAGGCGCUGAAGGACAGCAAGAGCCCCGUGCAGCUCGUGCAGAUGCCGGCCGUCAUCGUCGAGAGGUCUAAGGGCGGGUCGACGUCGUCGCGUUUCUUCGACUCGUUCCAGCAGCGCUUCCAGCACAAAUCGCCGUUCUUCUCCUGGUGGUGAGCGGGGACCACUAGGGCGUAUAAAAAAUGGUGAUUGUUCCGAUGCAGCGUGAACUUAGCAAAACAAUGUAUGUAUAAUUUAAGUUGUAGACUAGAAAUCACACGCAUUUUGUGCUCCAUCAUUGAAUGUGUACAUGGAUAACUUAAUACAAUAGGCUUGUGAAGUGACAAACAGUCAAAAUCAACAACUUAUUAUUUGUCUAUGGUGGCUAAGUUAUCUGUGUAACGAUUAUUUCAAAUUAUGGUUACUUUAUUUUUGUAUAUUGUUAUUGUAAAGCCCUUAUUUUCCAAGUUAUCAUUUCAUAUUUACAAUCCUUUUUAACGGGUCAGCAAAAGUAAUGCGAGAUGAUUUUUCAAUUUUGAAAAUUAAACCAAACAUUGUGAUGCUAUAGAUAGACGACAAUUCAUAUUUUAUUUCAUUUAUGUUCGAGAAAUGUAUUCGGAGAACCAUGAAAAAUCUACACAGUUUUUUAAAAGCCGAUAUUAAUAUUUUUUUAUAGAAAUGUAAUUUUCAUUUUUUUAAUAUUUAUUUUUAUUAGAAAUAUACAACCUUACUUGAUUUAAAAAGAACCGUACCUCCUGAUUUUAAUAUUUGAUCCAUCGAAAUUUGCUGAUUGACUAAAACAAAAAUCGUAAUCAAGCAUUAGCAAUCAAUCUAAAUUUAGCAUUUUAAUACAGCGAUGUUUUUUUUUUAAAUUUUGAAAUCUGUGUGCAUAGUUGCUGUUUACAUGUCCCAUCGAGUCCAUUCGAACGUUGCGAACCAAUCACAUUGCGCCAUUGUGACGUAACGGCAACCGCAACGUAAUGUUAUUGGUUCGCUGCGUCUCACUUCGAAUAGAAUCGAUAGUGAUAAGUGAAAUACAAAUGCUGUUAUGUACCAAAGCUGGUAUUGUUUAAGGUGAUUGGUAUAUGUCGGACCAAGUCAUGUAGUUCUUGUCGGUAGCUAGAAAUUUAUACUUGAAAUCCUGUUGAAGACGGUGAAAGAAUAAUGACAGAAAAAUAUCUUUUACUGCGCUAUGUGCGUAUUUUUGUUUUUUUUUUUUUUUUAUCAAAGGCAGUUAGUCGCCACAUCAAACUUUACUUAACACUUUGGCGAACACUCGAUGAGAUACAAAUUUAAUUGUUGUACAGCAAUAGCAGUAAUGUGUCCGCGAAGGUGUUAAGCAGAGGUAAAGUGUGCUAAUGUUUUGUGCUAUGUCAGAAUUUAUUUACUUUUAGCAUUUCAAAAGUCAUGCCAGAUGCCUUUGGGCGACUGGAAUAAAUUCAGACAC